Messenger RNA from Encephalitozoon hellem ATCC 50504, 2172 nucleotides. RefSeq names its product topoisomerase IA. The transcript has a single exon. The record is from RefSeq and is a predicted model, not a curated record. NCBI's taxonomy places the organism in Eukaryota, Fungi, Microsporidia, Unikaryonidae. Bases 1 to 2172 code for a protein of 723 amino acids. Gene Ontology annotation, cellular component: nucleus. Gene Ontology annotation, biological process: DNA topological change. Gene Ontology annotation, molecular function: zinc ion binding; DNA binding; DNA topoisomerase type I (single strand cut, ATP-independent) activity.
AUGAGGAUAUUGAAUGUUGCUGAGAAGCCUUCUGUUGCAAGAUCGAUAUCCUCGAUUUUGUCGAAAGAGAUAAGCGUCCGAAGAGGGCUUCACCAGUACUGCCCGAACAUUCAGUUUGACUAUGGUGACCAGAUGAUCUUUACAAGUGUUCUGGGACAUCUGCUCUCAAGCGACUUUGAGAGGAAGAGCAGGUGGGACGAGAUUGAUCCUGAAAUGCUAUUUACGGAAAGAAUAGUCAAGUUUGUGCAUCCAGACUUUGCAAAGAUCAAGGAGAACAUUGAGAGAGAGGCCUUGAGGAGCGAUAUGGUGGUUAUCUGGACUGACUGUGACAGGGAAGGAGAGAACAUUGGAAGACAGAUAAGAGACAUUGUUCUCAAGGUGAAGAAGAUUGAUGUGAAGCGUGCAAGGUUUUCUGGGAUCACGCUCAAGGACAUAGAGGGGGCGCUGAAAAACCUAGGGGAAAUAAAUGAGGCUGAGGCUGAUGCGGUUGAUGUGCGUAUGGAGCUAGACCUUAGAAUAGGAUCUGCAUUUACAAGGCUGCAGACUCUGUCGCUGGGACUAUCUGGAGAAGAGAAAAAGAUAGUGAGCUUUGGGCCGUGCCAGGUACCUACACUAGGAUUUGUGGUGGAGAGAGCCAAGGAAAGAGAAAGGUUUGUUCCCGAGAUGUUUUGGACACUGAAGUUUAAGGCCAAGAACAAGAAGCUUGAGGAUGAGUUUACGUGGAGAAGAGGAUCUGUCUUUGACAAGAACUGCGUCAUAUGUUUUCACAGAGAACUUGAAGGAGAAAGUGCCAGGAUAGUGUUGAAAGAGAUAAAAGAAAGAACCAAGUACAGGCCUCUGCCACUCAGAACUGUUGAGCUGCAGAAGAAGUGCUCGUCAUACUUUAAGCUGAGCGGGCAUAAGGUCAUGGAGAUUGCUGAGGGGCUCUACAAUAGGGGAUACAUAAGCUACCCUAGAACAGAAACAGAUGUGUUUGACAAGAAGUUUGACUUUAAAUACAUAUUAAAUAAGCUAAGCAGGGACUCAAAGGUCGGGGAGUAUGCCGAAAGGCUGGCGAGGGGGUUUAAUUAUCCCAGAAAUGGAAAGAACAACGACAUGGCGCAUCUUCCAAUAUACCCGCUAAAGGAAGGGACUGGGCUUUCCGGGGGAGACAGGGACAUCUAUGAUUUUAUAUGCAGAAGAUUUCUUGGGUGCAUAUCAAAGGAUGCCAAAGGCCUUGAGACGCGGUAUGAGCUGAAGAUAGGGAUGGAGGUGUUUGACCUGAAUGGAAUAAGGGUGGUUGAAAGGAAUUACCUUGAGGUGUAUUACUAUGACAAAUGGGAUAACAGGGAGGUUAGCGACUUUGCAAUGGAGGAGCUAGUUCCCGGGGAUCUUUAUAUUUCUGAGGGGGAGACGACUGCGCCGAAGUAUCUUAGCGAGGCUGAGCUUAUAAGUCUUAUGGACAAAAACGGAAUAGGAACGGAUGCAACAAUACAUGAGCAUAUCCAAAAGAUCCAGGAGAGGGGGUAUGCCACCAAGGUUGGAGAGGAGAUAAGGCCUUUGGGGCUUGGAACAGCUCUUAUUGAUGGAUAUGAAAGGUUUGGACUGAAUGUUAGCAAACCUGAGCUUCGGAAGAGUCUGGAGAUCAAUCUGAAAAGAAUAUGCCAUGGAGAGAUAGAUGGAAAACGGGUUGUGUAUGAAGGGAUUCUAGCCUAUAGAGAUAUAUACACUCUCCUCAAAAGAAACAUAAAGGAGUUUGUUGGGAUUCUCAGGAAGGGUAUUGGGGAGGAUGUAGGCCGAUUGAAUCCAUUGGGAGGUAGAAAGUCAAGGAAGGAUACGUCAAGGACCAGAGGUGUGGAGGAGAGUAGAAGCAGUGGGACGAAGAGUAACGGCAACAAAGACGGAGGCAUAAGAAAGAUGGAGUGUGACUGCAAGGUAGAGGCUAAGGUUCUAAAAGUGAAGAAGGGGGAUAAUGUUGGGAGGGAGUUCUACUGCUGCGGCAAGAUACCAAAGAGCUGCUAUUUCUUCCAAUGGUGUGAAUGUGAGAAAGCUGGAGAAGACAAGGAGAUAAAGUGCUUUUGUGGGUUUGAACCCCAGCUGCUUGUUGCAAAUACGGAAAGUAAUAGAGGAAGGAAGUUUUAUAAGUGCAAGAAGGCGUACAAGCCUUGCAAGUUCUUUCAGUGGGAGGGCUGA